AAGAACUUCCGGCUGGAUACAAACGAUCCUACUUUGACAAUGCUGCCCGCACAACGUCUGCCACGGGACGAGGCCGACGGGUCUUUAUGGUGGCCAAGGGAACGGAGUGGCAAGAGAUUGUAUUGGACCAUUUGAUUGCGAAUCAUGUGGUGGUGGUUGGUCCCAACAGUGCAUCGUCACCCUCUCUGGUUCAAACCGCCCUGGAGCACAAUCAACUGUUGCUACAGCGCUUUGUGGAAAUGAAGCCAUCCUCCUCACCUCUAGAGUAUGAUGCUUCGGAAGUGGAUCUGUUGGCGUUGGGGGACCAAAUGCUCUUGUUGAAACAACAACAACAACAACAAGAAAAAGAAGAAGAGUCACCCUCGUUCGAGAUGGAACAAGAUAACCAUGAUGAUGAUGAUGACGAGUAUGAUGAAACCGCUAUGCAACAAGAGCCACCAAUGGACGAUAAUGGAAGCCCAAUUGCAGAGCCACAAGGAGCAUCCCAACUCAAGUUGCCUCCACAACAAACAACACACGAUGAAGAAUCUACAAAGACUCGUUCCAAAAGUGCAUCGACGAAUGCUCCUAGAGCCACUGUCGCUGCCUCUGCCAACGAGUCCACCACCACUACCGCCACCACCACUAAUGCCACAGCCACCAAAACGAAGCCAAAGGGAAGAAGCGGAAGACCUAGAAAGAAUAAGAAUCGUAAUGUGGAUCCACCAUCGGAUGACAUGGAAUUCAGAAGUGAAGAAGAAGAAGAAGGAACUGCUGCUGCGGCUGUCAACUCCUCCAAGAAGAAGCAAAAGACUGGAAGAAGGAGAAGAGGAAGAGGACGAUCUUCCUUUCAAAGUCAAUUGAAUCCGGAUACACCCUCCGAUCUUGUCAAAUUCAAGCACAUUGGUGGGGAAGCCAAGCGACAACAGACAAAAAGACGGGGCAAGGCGACUCCCAUUCGACCACCUCGCCGGGAGGGUAUUCAGGUGCGCGGAACCACGAGUGAACAAGAAUCGGAUGGUGGUGAUACCCAUUCGUUGGUGGAGGAUACUACUGCUGCUGCUACGACUACUACUAAUGAAAAGGAAAAGGAAAGUAAUAAUGGCAAUGGCAAUGGAACCACAACCAUUGUCCAAGAAGAAACCACCAAGGCAGAUGAAAGCGAUGCUAAUUCUUCGGAGAGUGGAACAACAGCAACCACCACCACCACCGUCGAAACCAAGAAUGGUAGAGCUCUGUCCAAGACUGACAUGGCAGAGGUGCAUGAGGAGGAGGAGAUUCCUAUCAACAGGGAGCAAACCAAUGCUAUGACUACCGCCACCGCCACCACUACGACUACGACCACAACGAACAAGAGCAAGAGCCACAAGACUACCAAAGGCAAAAAGUCGCCCAAAAAUUCAGUCAAGAAGUCCAACUACGAGGAUAUGGAGACACAUGUUUACAUUCCCACAUGGGCGACCGUUCGUCCAAUCUUGUUGGCUUGUGGAUACGAAUUCGGCAAGUUGUUGCCGAACU
Cylindrotheca closterium is the source of this 1497-nucleotide messenger RNA. Lineage: Eukaryota; Bacillariophyta; Bacillariophyceae; Bacillariales; Bacillariaceae. The record is from the annotation of a GenBank genome assembly.